AUGCCUAAGCCAGUCAAUGUCUGUGUCAAUACAAUGGAUGCAGAGCUAGAAUUUGCCAUCCAGUCAGGCAAACAGCUCUUUGAGCAGGUGGUCAAGAUAAUGGGUUUGCGUGAGGUGUGGUACUUUGGGCUGCAGUAUAUGGACAACAAAGGAUAUCUCACCUGGCUCAAAAUGGAAAAAAAGGUUUUAUCUCAGGACAUAAAGCGAGAGAGCCCCCUGCAGUUUAUGUUCCGGGCUAAGUACUACCCUGAGGAUGUUCAAGAGGAGCUCAUCCAGGACAUCACCCGCAAGCUCUUCUUCCUUCAGGUGAAGGAUGCCAUUCUGAGCGACAACAUCUACUGCCCCCCAGAGACGGCCGUGCUACUGGCAUCAUACUCCGUGCAGGCCAAGUGUGGAGACUUCUCCAAGGAGACGCACAGACCUGGCUACCUCACAUCAGAAAGCCUGCUCCCCCAGAGGGUACUUGACCAGCACAAGCUCUCCACACACACAUACACACACACAUAUUUAAAUAAUUAUAUAAUUAUUUUGGUCCCUAGGGAUGAUGCUAUACUAGUGUACUUAAAAAUUGCACAAGAUUUGGAGAUGUAUGGAGUCAACUACUUUGACAUCAAGAACAAGAAAGGAACAGAACUGUGGUUGGGUGUGGAUGCACUUGGCCUUAACAUAUAUGAGAAAGAUGACAAAUUGAUGCCAAAGGUUGGAUUCCCUUGGAGUGAAAUCAGGACCAUAUCUUCCAACAACAAGAAGGUUGUCAUUAAACCCAUUGACAAAAGGGCCCCAGACUUUGCGUUCUACGUCCCUCGCCUGCGCAUUAAUAAGCGGACCCUACAGCUGUGCAUGGGCAACCACGAGCUGUACAUGCAGAGGUGCAAAAUCGACACCCUCGAGGUGCAGCAGAUGAAGGCACAGGCACGCGAAGAGAACCAACAGAGGCAGUUGGAGAGACACACGUUGGAAUAUGAGAAGAAAAAGAGAGAAGCUGUUGAGAGACAGAAAGAACAGAUGGAGAGAGAAAAGCAAGAAAUGGUGAUGAGGCUCUGCCAGUAUGAGGAACAGGCUAAGAGAGCUGUGAAAGAAUUGAGGGAGCAGCUGGACAGGGCCAUUCGGCUGGAGAGACGAAGGGUGGAGGAGGAUGCCUCACGUCUGGAGGCUGAGCGGCAGGCGGCUCUCCUGGCCAAAGAAGAACUGGCCAUGCAGGCUGAAGACCAGAUCAAGAACCAGGAGCAGCUGGCUACAGAACUGGCUGAGUACACCGCAAAGAUCGCCCUGCUGGAGGAGGCCAAGAGAGUGAAGGAAGAAGAGGCUGAUCAGUGGCAGAACAGAGCUAAGGAGGUGCAGGAGGAUCUACUGAAGACGCGCGAGGAGCUUCAGCUGGCGAUGACGGCCCCUGCGGCCAUCCCGGCCCCCGUGAUGGUGGUGGACGAGGUGGACGUGGAGCAGGAGGAACAGGAGGAGAACACUAGGACCGACCACGCCGAGCCCCUGGUGGGAGGCAUCCAUGAGAGUGUGCAGAGGCAGCUCAUGGAACUGAGCUCUGAGCUGGCUGAGGCGCGGGAUGACUCCAAGAAGACAAAAAACGACAUCUUGCACAAGGAGAACAUGCACAUGGGCAGGGACAAGUACAAGACGUUGCGUCAGAUCCGCAUGGGAAACACCAAGCAGAGGAUAGAUGAGUUUGAAGCAUUGUAGAGACUGCUCCCAUCUGAAUGCCCUCGGCCAUAGCUUGCACCCUGCUAGCUACUGCCUCUGCUAUUUUAGGGUGUAUUUUGCAACAUUAUCACAAAUGGUUCCACUUUACAUUAGCCGUUCAAGUAUUUAGACUGUCGUAAUGCUAUUUAAUCAUAGUGGAACAACUGGACAGAAUUAUAUUUCCUGAAGGUCACUACGGUGGGGAAAGGGGUAGAGAGAGCAACACUGGAAUAUCAUUCUCACCCAUCAGUCUCCGCCAUGGGCACCAUGGUAACGGUCAAAAAAUGGAAAAUAUUAUGGUCUUUCUGCAUCACAGUAAGUCCAUAUCCUUGGUGGCUUUUGCUUGGUUUGGAACCCUAACCCCCUGGACUAUAUCUUACAUGUGUACAUGCCUACCAUAAAUAUAACCAUUUGAUUCUAAAGGAAAUAUGUUCAUCACCUUCUAUUCUAGGCAUUUGUAAAAUGGGUGCGAAAUCCUCUCCUUUGACUUUACUAAAUAUUAACUUCCAGUCAGUCUAUAUUUAUAAAAAUUGUCAGAAAGCCUUUAAAAUUUCCUCUUUUAAUUCUUGUUUUCUUUUUUGAAAUAAUUCUGUUUGCUGCCACCCUGAAUUCGAUUUAUGACAAGCACCAUAUCAUAGUCUGACUAAUGGUGUCAUUUUCAGUUUAAAAUGUGCUGUAGACAAAAUGAAGGAAAUCCUUGAAUUAAGUCACUUAAUGGCUCUGACACACGUCACAUUUUUAAAUAGUUCUGGACCUGGUUUGCAGUUUUAAGUACUUUACACUACACGGUCAUUUUGAUCGCCCAGGCUUUGUGUUUAACCUCUCGUCUUCUGAACACUAAAUUAGAUGCAAGUUGUUAAGCCUGGGAGAUUUUUAAAAGAUUGCUUCCAGUGUGGAUACAAAUACAACAAAAGUGUAGCCUUGAAUGGGAGCGGAGCGUUCCACUCUCAAAACCCUUCACUGACGUUACGACGACGCCUACUGUGGGCCUGCUGUGCUGCCGAACAGACCUGUUGUUUUACUUUCCCCUUUUUUUCUAUUUCCCCUGUUUUGUAAAGGAAAUAAAGAACCACAAUCCAG
Electrophorus electricus (electric eel) is the source of this 2772-nucleotide messenger RNA. Lineage: Eukaryota; Metazoa; Chordata; Actinopteri; Gymnotiformes; Gymnotidae. The record is from RefSeq and is a predicted model, not a curated record.